Messenger RNA from Gastrolobium bilobum, 1059 nucleotides. RefSeq names its product protein CUP-SHAPED COTYLEDON 1-like. The transcript is spliced from 3 exons. The record is from RefSeq and is a predicted model, not a curated record. Gene Ontology annotation, molecular function: DNA binding. Bases 46 to 1059 code for a protein of 337 amino acids. Lineage: Eukaryota; Viridiplantae; Streptophyta; Magnoliopsida; Fabales; Fabaceae. Gene Ontology annotation, biological process: regulation of DNA-templated transcription.
AAGGAAAAGGAAGCAAUUACCAAGGAGGGAACAACGGAUAUAGAGAUGGAAGGAACUCGUGGAAAGGAGGAAACCUUACCACCGGGUUUUCGAUUUCAUCCUACAGAUGAAGAACUCAUCACUUGCUAUCUCAUAAAUAAGAUAUCGGAUUCUAGUUUUACAGGCAAAGCAAUAACUGAUGUAGAUCUCAACAAAUGUGAGCCAUGGGAGCUGCCAGGGAAGGCGAAGAUGGGAGAAAAAGAAUGGUACUUCUUCAGUCUCAGAGAUCGUAAAUACCCCACUGGUGUGAGAACUAAUCGAGCAACGAACACCGGGUACUGGAAGACCACAGGGAAAGACAAGGAGAUCCUCAAUAGUGUUACAUCGGAGUUGGUAGGUAUGAAAAAGACUUUGGUUUUCUACAAAGGAAGAGCUCCAAGAGGAGAGAAAAGUAACUGGGUCAUGCAUGAAUACCGCAUUCACUCAAAAUCCAGCUUCAGAACUAGCAAGCAGGAUGAAUGGGUGGUUUGCAGGGUAUUCCAGAAGAGUGCUGGAGCAAAAAAGUACCCUUCUUCCAACCAUACAAGAGCAGUGAAUCCUUAUAGCUUGGAAAUAGGUCCUAAUAUUGUGCCACCUCCAAUGAUGCAAUUAGGAGAUCAUGCUGCUCAUUUCCUUUAUGGAAGGAAUUACAUGAGCAAUGCAGAGGUAGCCGAAGUUGCUAGGGUUUUGAGAGGAGGUGGAUCCACCAGUAAUGUCAACCUACCAAUGCUAUCCCACUUGAACUACCCUGCAUCUGCAGCAGGAGGAGGAUUCACCAUUUCAGGGCUUAAUUUGAAUCUUGGAGGAGGAGGAGGAGGAGCAACAUCACAACCCAUUUUGCGGCCAAUGCAACCUUUGUCACAUCAUGCUCAGACAAUGGCUCAUGUACAUGAUGUCAGUUCCAACAUGAUGACAGCUAGUUCUCUUGGUGCAGAGAAUGUAGGUUAUGUUACAGAAAUGAGCAAUGCAAAUCCUCAUGGUAAUAGGUAUAUGGGCAUGGACCAUUGCAUGGAUCUAGAUAAUUACUGGCCUUCCUACUAA